Molecule: messenger RNA, 242 nt
Organism: Soboliphyme baturini
Lineage: Eukaryota; Metazoa; Nematoda; Enoplea; Dioctophymatida; Soboliphymatidae
Source: the annotation of a GenBank genome assembly
AUGAAAUUGGUUCGUCCAGGUGCUUUUGAACAUAUGCCGCCAUAUAUUCUGAAGUUCAUAAUCUCUCCUCAGAUGACUCGGAUCGACGUGCGCGACUAUCUGGUAAAAAUAUACGAUCUUCCGGUUCGACAGGUUCGAAUCCUGAACAAAAUGGGUAAUCGCCGUUAUAAUUGUGGCGUUUGCAGCUGUUUUAUUCGGAGUUAUGCGAUUCUGCAUCAUGAUCUCUAUCUGCAACAGUAAAU